Messenger RNA from Amphiprion ocellaris (clown anemonefish), 936 nucleotides. RefSeq names its product zinc finger, AN1-type domain 1 (gene zfand1). Bases 58 to 867 code for a protein of 269 amino acids. Gene Ontology annotation, biological process: cytoplasmic stress granule disassembly. Lineage: Eukaryota; Metazoa; Chordata; Actinopteri; Pomacentridae. Gene Ontology annotation, molecular function: zinc ion binding. The transcript is spliced from 8 exons. Gene Ontology annotation, cellular component: cytoplasm; cytoplasmic stress granule. The record is from RefSeq and is a predicted model, not a curated record.
UUUUACAUCCGGGGUCAGAGUUCGUGUUGACAUGAUCGGCAGACUCACGGCUAGCUAAUGGCUGAAUUAGACAUCGGAAAACACUGUCAGAUCGAUUCCUGCAACCUGAAAGAUUUUCUUCCAUUUGUUUGUGAUUCCUGCAGUGGUGUUUUCUGUCUUGAACACAGAAGCAGAGAGGCUCACUCAUGUCCAGAGGAGCCAGUUAAAAGGGAAUCCCAGACUACAGGGGGACCAAAAUGUUAUCCAUGCUCAUUUGAAGACUGCAAAGGAAAAGAAUUGUUACCAGUUAUUUGUCCACAGUGUGAAAAACAUUUCUGUUUAGCUCAUCGCCAUCAAGAUGAUCACAAGUGUGAGAAGCUGGAGGUCCAAAAGCCUCGAAUGGCAGCAACCAAAGAGCUGGUGCAAAAGAUUGUAGCAUCAAAGGAUGGAUCCAAAAAUAAAGGGCGCCGAGGAGCAAAGAACAGUGCAACUGCAGCUAAAGUAGCACUAAUGAAACUGAAGCUGCAUGCUGCAGGAGACAAAGGACUGCCACAGACAGAGAGAACAUAUUUCCAGGUGUAUCUUCCUAAAGAAUCUAAAGACUCCAGCCAGCCCAUGUUCUUCUGUUCCAAAUGGAGUGUGGGGAAAGUGGUGGAUUAUGCAGCCUCUCUAGCCAGCCUUAAGAACAACAACAAUGUGCUGACAGCUAAGAAGCUGCGACUGUGUCACCCUCAGACAGGUGAGGCUCUCCGGAUGGAUGACACCCUUCUCUCUCUGCUGGCUCACCCAGAAGCUCCUCUGUAUAAUGGGGGUAAUGUGAUCCUGGAGUACCUGGAUAAUGAGUGCACUGGCCUGGAGGAUGUUUCUGACUAUGUUACACAGACCUGACCAGUCAGCUCCAGCCACUGUGUGGAUGGUUGCUAUUUGUAUUCAUGUCAAUAAAAUGUUGUUUUAAAA